Messenger RNA from Dacryopinax primogenitus, 2052 nucleotides. RefSeq lists its product as uncharacterized. Gene Ontology annotation, biological process: mitotic cell cycle; cytoplasmic microtubule organization; meiotic cell cycle. Lineage: Eukaryota; Fungi; Basidiomycota; Dacrymycetes; Dacrymycetales; Dacrymycetaceae. Gene Ontology annotation, molecular function: gamma-tubulin binding; microtubule minus-end binding. The transcript is spliced from 5 exons. The coding region runs from base 1 to 2052 and encodes 683 amino acids. Gene Ontology annotation, cellular component: centrosome; spindle pole; equatorial microtubule organizing center. The record is from RefSeq and is a predicted model, not a curated record.
AUGCUUGCGGAGACUUUCGCCGUGCUCGCAGGACACGAGUCUUCUCUGUUCACCGUCUCUCCCAAUGGCCUCCAACUCUCUGAAUCAUUCGCACCUUUGCUACACCCAGGCGAACGAUCCGCUCUGAUAUCUCUCGCUUCUAUCGCUUUCCUGUAUCGAAAUGUCCGAUCCUUCGCCCGGUCUCCGUCACACAGACCUAACGAGUAUAUAUGCGCACUGGCAUCCGCUGUCGGCGCAGAGCUGAAAGAAUACGAAGCGCUCGUAGUGAAGACCGAAGAAUCCGUCCUGCGAAAAGACGACGCUCUUGUCGGAAGCGGAUCUUUCGUACCUAUGUCAGCUCUUCUGGCGAUCUUCUCUGGUUGGGAACCGCCUCUCGCCGCACUCUCGUCUCUGAUCGCUGAGAUCAAGGCCGGCCCUUCAGAAGGAAACGAGCCCAAUUGGCCCGCCGGAAAGCUGAUCGAUCUUGUACAUAGACGUGCAAGGACGGGAUACUCGCAGGUGGCGGAUAUAUUCAAUCGUCUGCUAGCAUCUCUUCAGCGCAUCCUGCUACACCAUCUCAACGCUUACCUGCUACAUGGUAUCCCCCUCCCUGCCGAUUCAAUCCCGUCCUGUAUUUCUCCCGAAACGAAGGAGGCGAUCGUGUAUGUUGGUGAUGCGAUUGCCAUCACGCAGAAAGAAGGCUGGACCCAGUCCCUCCCGCGAGAACUCCUGUCCGAAUGGACAUCCAUGAUCAAUAACGCCUCGAUUUUCGAAACACAAACGUUCGAUACCCUUGUUGCAAGUAUUCGGACGGGAGUCAGCGAGUGGCUUUGGGCACAUGUCCUUACCCGAGACGACAUCGUGAACGCGGUGGAAUCAUUAGCCGAUUAUUUCCUUCUGCGAAAUGGAGAGUUCUCUGUUGCUGUUAUUCGAGAAGUCGAGCGCCUCAAGGCCGACCGGCUGAGAUCACGAAACUCCAUCAUCCGCGCACAAGAUCUUAACCAUGCUCUAUUACGAGCUUCAGUCGGAACAUCCGCAGAGACCGACCCUUCCUUAUCGAAGCUUUCAUUCACCAUCCCGUCUGGAACGAUGCGGCCAUUCCUACCUCAUCUCACAAAAUCCAACACCUCUAUGUCACGAUUCAGCGCCCUUCCGGAUUUCUCCUCCUUCCUCCUCGGAACUCCAAUCCAACUCACGUACCCACUCGAGUUCCCCCUCUCACUCUUCCUAUCACCUUCCGCCCUCCAAACAUACAGCCGGAUGCACGCCUAUCUCACCUCGGUCAGGCGAGCCCACAUCCUCCUUCUCGACCUCUGGUCCUCUCUCUCGCUCGCUCAACGCAAAAGACGAAAGUGGCUCCGGAUCGGCGAAGGCGGAGAGAACGAGGAGAUCACGAUGCGUACGAUCCUCCUCAGGCGGAGCUGGGGUUGUGUACGGGAAAUGAUCUGGUUCUUGGAGGUGUUGUGGUCCUACAUCGGUGGGGAUGUCGUGGACACCUGUUAUCGCACUUUCCGGGAGAAGAUGGGUCUUCCAACAAGUCGGACAAGAACCGUUUCUCGGCCUCAGCAGGAAACACUGCCUGGCACGGAAAUCCUAGACUUUACGACCCUGCGGCAACUUCACACCACUUAUCUGACCAGUCUUACGUCGGCAUCGUUGAUGGCCUCAGGACCAUUAUCGACUAUCAUCCAUGAGAUAUUGCAGACCUGUGAACGGCUUGUUGGACAAGUGGAACGAUGGGGUGGGGAUGUGCUUCCUGAUCUCCUAGGCGCGCAGAUGGAGGGCGGAGGCGGGAUGAUAGAGCGGCAACAGGUAGUCGAAGAGAUUUACGAGAUAUUUACCGAGAACCUACGCGACUUCUUCUCCUUACUAGCAACAUCACCCCUCCUUCCGACAAGAAACGCCGACAUGUCCACUUUUGUCAACGCCUCCUGCGUGCUGAACGCUACGAUGCAUGGCGCGAACGGCGCGGCAUCGAUGCAAGCUCGGCGUCAGGUCGAGCAUCUGAUGUUAAAGUUGGACUUUAACAUGCAGUUGUCUGAUCCGAGCGCUCUAAUUGAAAGAAGGUUGUGA